This is a messenger RNA of Acanthocheilonema viteae, 643 nucleotides long. The record is from the annotation of a GenBank genome assembly. NCBI's taxonomy places the organism in Eukaryota, Metazoa, Nematoda, Chromadorea, Rhabditida, Onchocercidae.
CGUAUCACACUAUCCGCAGUCCGGAACGCCGCAAUCACCACAUACUGUACUUGUUCCACUUCCACCUGGUGCAGCUCCACCAAAUGCACAGCCGCACAUGUACGUCCAAACACCGCAGUUCCCGUUCAUUACGUCUGGACAGCCAGGCUUUGUGAUGGCGUAUGGUCCGCAACCAGUUGUUGUUCAUCCAUCUGUCGCAGCAUCAGCGGCGCAUGUUCCGUUUUCACAAGCACAUCAAACACAUGCACAAUCGAGUAUGUUCGAACAAUACCAAGGAGCAGCUAUUGAAACGGCUGCUUUGCAACAACCGCAGGUACCGAGUACUUUGCCUCAUCAGCCCUAUGUUGCCGGUGAUCAAUUUUAUGGUCAUUACAUGCACCCACAACAGCAGCAUGGAGUAUUCCAGCAACAACAGCAGCAGCAACAACAACAGCAACAGCCUCCGCCACUUCAACAACAACAAGCAGGUAGUGCGGGAGCAAUACGUCACAGUUCAGUAAACAGUGGGGUUUCCGGCCCACCACAUCAGCACCAACCUUUUCAAACUGGUGGUGCUUCUCAAAACAGUGCGGUUCCACCAAAUGAAUUUUUUUUACGAGAAAUGGCGGAAGAGAUUGUUCUUGUCGAGCGCAUCUGCGUUUAA